Molecule: messenger RNA, 902 nt
Organism: Dichomitus squalens LYAD-421 SS1
Lineage: Eukaryota; Fungi; Basidiomycota; Agaricomycetes; Polyporales; Polyporaceae
Exons: 4
Coding region: 371-628 (85 amino acids)
Source: RefSeq, a predicted model, not a curated record
CGACCAAGACCUCGUGGGAGUGAAGGUCGUGAUAUCGAAACAAGCGAGCAUUCCGCAGGUCGCGGAGUUUGGCCACACUCGGCGGUAACGAUGGAGUCAGAAAAUAGAUACGCGCCUCAAUACCGUAAGGCACGACAUGUCAGGGUCGUCGAUACAGAACGGUAGCCUCGAUGGCGUCGCCUGAUUUUAGGCAUCGUCGAUCUAGAUCUUUGUGGGGUUCAUUUUCCGUCCCCUGUCAACCUCCCUCUGCAAACUUUGAGGGAAGAAGGAUGCAUGCGGACGUAUGCGGAUAUUCAGGAAGCUUACCUGAACGCGCAUCAUACCUGCCAACAGGAUCAUCACGCAGCAUGGGCUUCAAGUUCUACGACCCAUGACGGGGCCCCUGUGUCAAGAGAAGGCGUCAGACGGUUCGGAUGCCAAACGUCCGAGCGGCGAAGCGGCACAUGCAGGCUUUGUAAACGAGCGUUCCGUCGAAUUGGGGACAACCGGACAUUCACCUGUGAGGCCGGAUCACGUCGACGUCCCGCCUUCUCAGCGAGUCAGUGACGCAGAUGCCACGGUGUCAGUAUCCGUUUCAAAGUACCAGACAAGAACUGCUGGGAAUGCGGUGAAAAGAUGCCAGGUGUAAGCACGCGGAUCGUACUAAGAAUGGCAUGAGGUGCGAAUCCAAAAGAUCUGGACCCCAGCACGAGCGACCGCCGAGAAUACAACCAUAUCCGCUGACUCCGUAGGAUGUCGCAGCAGACAAAGCAGAUACCAGGUUCGCGUUGCGUGGUUUGCUGGUGAUACAGUUAGAGCGUACGGAUAUUCGAGCGGGAUUCUGACGAUAUUCUGAAGAAUUAGGGGCACCUGUGCCAGAGGAGGUCCCAAGGUCCGAAGUCCAUUGACUACGGAGCGUAAAC